Messenger RNA from Penicillium bovifimosum, 1245 nucleotides. RefSeq names its product mRNA guanylyltransferase. Gene Ontology annotation, biological process: 7-methylguanosine mRNA capping. The transcript has a single exon. Bases 1 to 1245 code for a protein of 414 amino acids. Lineage: Eukaryota; Fungi; Ascomycota; Eurotiomycetes; Eurotiales; Aspergillaceae. Gene Ontology annotation, cellular component: mRNA capping enzyme complex. Gene Ontology annotation, molecular function: ATP binding; mRNA guanylyltransferase activity. The record is from RefSeq and is a predicted model, not a curated record.
AUGAGUCACGCCGUCCCCGAUCUAGACUCGAUUGGUAUCAAAGCCGAGCAUGAUCUCGCUGAUCAGUUUCGCCGCGAAGUCGCCACUCUUCUGGGGCGCAACAACAUCAACUUCCCCGGCGCACAACCAGUCAGCUUCUCGGCGCGACAUCUGACGGAGCUGCAACGGGAGGACUACUUCGUCUGCGAAAAGACCGAUGGUAUCCGCUGUCUGAUGUACUUUGCGCGCGGGGAUCCCAACUCAGACACGCCUGAAAUCCACUACCUGAUCGAUCGCAAGAACGACUACCGCUACGUACCGGGUCUACACUUUCCCUUGCCGAACGACGACACUUUCCAGAGCUACCACGUCGACACCCUGGUCGACGGCGAGCUCGUCAACGACACCUACGACGAUGGAACCACGCAGCUGAAAUAUUUGGUCUUUGAUUGUCUGGUGUUGGAUGGACAGAGCUUAAUGCACCGUACCCUGGAUAAGCGGCUGGCCUACUUCAAGGAGAAGGUUCUCAGGCCGUACAAUAGCAUGUACCGCAAAUACCCGGAGGAAAAGGCCCACCGUGCCUUCGCGGUGGAGGACAAAUCCACCCAGUUCAGUUACGGCAUUGAAAUGAUGUUCCGCGAAAUUAUCCCCAAGGUCAAGCGCAUCCACGGUAACGACGGUCUCAUCUUUACUUGCCGGAGUACUCCGUACCGCAUUGGCACCGACGAGCACAUUCUGAAAUGGAAACCGCCCCAAGAGAACACGAUCGAUUUCCGUAUGCGACUCGAGUUUCCGACACUCGAGCCAGAUUCCGAGGAUGAGGCGGACGGUGUUACUCAGCCCUACGUGGACUACGACGCUAUUCCGAUCUGCCACCUGUUCGUCAUGCUCAAUGCCGGCGAGUACCGUCAUUUCGCGGAGAUGUUCGUGGAGCCGGAGGAGUGGGAGAAGCUCAAGGCUAUGGGCGUUCCACUCGAUGACACUAUUGUCGAGUGUGCGAAAGAUGCGGAAGGACGCUGGCGCUUUCAUCGUAUCCGCGACGACAAGAAUGAUGCAAACCACAUCUCCACUGUUGAGAAGGUUCUUGAGAGUAUCGAGGACCGCGUUACUGAAGAAGAUCUCAUCCGUCUUGCUCCUGUCAUCAAGGCGGCCUGGAAACAGCGCCAGCAUAAUAUGGCUGCUGCGGAUGAGGAGAAGAAGCGAAGAGCCCAGGUCAUGCCUCCAUCUGCAGCCCCAAACGGUAUUAAGCGGAAGUUCGAGGCAUAA